Molecule: messenger RNA, 1371 nt
Organism: Cololabis saira (Pacific saury)
Lineage: Eukaryota; Metazoa; Chordata; Actinopteri; Beloniformes; Belonidae
Gene: cacng4b
Product: calcium channel, voltage-dependent, gamma subunit 4b
Exons: 5
Coding region: 187-1155 (322 amino acids)
Biological process (GO): positive regulation of synaptic transmission, glutamatergic; calcium ion transmembrane transport; transmission of nerve impulse
Cellular component (GO): AMPA glutamate receptor complex; voltage-gated calcium channel complex; postsynaptic density membrane
Molecular function (GO): voltage-gated calcium channel activity; channel regulator activity
Source: RefSeq, a predicted model, not a curated record
AAACUCUACACAAGCACCCUCAUCAGCAUGUUGAUGCACCUCUGGUGUGGAGCAAAGCUGCAAGAUCCACUUUCAUCAGUAGGCAACAAAAGGACGCACCAAAAACAAGUAUGAGCGAAGGAUCCGCGCCCUGACGCGCCUCGCUGCGCGCUGGACCGGGGACUGUUUGGACUAGAAUGAAGCGCCAUGGCUUGGUGUGACCGCGGGGUUCAAACGCUGCUGGCCACAGUGGGGGCUUUCGCUGCUUUCAGCCUGAUGACCAUCGCCAUCGGCACGGACUACUGGCUCUACUCGCGGGCGUACAUCUGUAACACCACCAAUGCCAGCACGGAGGAGACCCAGACGCAGCCCAGAACUAAGAAGGGCGAUCUCACCCACUCCGGACUGUGGAGAAUCUGCUGUAUUGAAGGCAUCAACCAAGGCAGCUGUUACAGGAUCAAUCAUUUCCCUGAUGACAACGAUUACGACACAGACAGCUCUGAAUAUCUGCUACGGAUAGUCCGUGCCUCCAGCGUGUUCCCCAUCCUCAGCACCGUUCUGUUGAUGCUCGGCGGGCUGUGUGUCGGUGUGGGCCGAGUAUACAACAAGACGAACAACGUCCUCCUCAGCGCAGGCAUUCUUUUUGUGGCAGCAGGUCUGAGCAACAUAAUUGGCAUCAUUGUCUACAUCUCCAGCAACGCUGGAGACCCCAGCGAUAAACGUGACGAUGACAAGAAGUACACCUACUCCUAUGGCUGGUCCUUUUACUUUGGAGCCCUGUCUUUUAUAGUAGCUGAAACUGUGGCGGUCCUCGCCAUCAACAUCUACAUCGAGAAGAACAAAGAAGUUCGCUGGAGGGCGCGCCGUGAGUUUAUCCGCUCACUCUCCUCCUCUUCCCCAUAUUCAAGAAUACCAAGCUUCCGCUACCGUCGACGGACGUCGCACGCCAGUUCUCACUCCACGGAGGCCUCCAGGGAGAACUCGCCUGUGGUCGGCCUGAAGGGGGCGCAGUCUUCCAGCGGACCCCUGGAUGAGUUGUCCAUGUACGCCCUGGCAAGGGACAGCGUGACUGAGAACACCUACAGCCCUGAGCACGAGGCUGAGUUCCUCCAGGUUCAUAACUGUUUCCCCAAUGACUUAAAGGAUGGCGUGAAUCGCAGGACCACACCUGUGUGAGUGUCAUGGUUCACCUGAAGGAGGAUGAGGUGAAGUAGAACUAGUGGUGUGACCUGCUAGAGUACCUGUGGCAGCUCGAAGACAAUCUGCCUAUUUUGAAAGGACCAAAAUCCAACAAGAGGAUAGUCAGUUGGACAGAGGAUGAGCCAAUAAAUUCAAUUUGUAUUUAUAAUCUGCUUUUAGACACCAUUAAAGCAGAUCUACUGUUAUCUGUGU